Messenger RNA from Pseudocercospora fijiensis CIRAD86, 1973 nucleotides. RefSeq lists its product as uncharacterized. The coding region runs from base 204 to 1973 and encodes 589 amino acids. The transcript is spliced from 7 exons. The record is from RefSeq and is a predicted model, not a curated record. Gene Ontology annotation, molecular function: protein serine/threonine kinase activity; ATP binding. Gene Ontology annotation, biological process: peptidyl-serine phosphorylation; peptidyl-threonine phosphorylation. Lineage: Eukaryota; Fungi; Ascomycota; Dothideomycetes; Mycosphaerellales; Mycosphaerellaceae.
AGCCCACAGCCCAUUCCCCUUGCAUACAGCAUACGCAUCCUUACCCUUCGCAUUCCGUGGUUCACAUGCUCGGAGAAAUUGCAAGCCAUACCUCACUCCUGGACCUGCGGCGCCGGUGCUGGCCACGAGACGUCUAAACCAAUCAGCGAAAGCACGACGGACGAUUCGCUCGGCAUCCAGGCAGUGCACAUGAGGCGCCAACAAUGUCAGGAUCAUCGCAGCCGGACCAUGAACGCGACCUCCAAGCUCUCCUUCAGUGGAUCAAGCGCAAUACCGUCGAGUCUCAUGAUGUGACCACAGGCGCUGUCCAGCCUGGGGGAGAGUUCAUACCUGCAGCCGCCGUCGAGGAAUACCUGAGCGACGGAGGCACUUACGGCCGAACGAAGAGCAUCCUCCGUAAUGUCUUCUUCGGCAACCCAACCAAGAUUGAGAAGACGGUGGCUGAAAAAUGCCCUCGCAUCCUUUGCAUCCUGGCUGAGUUGGGUAGCGCCAACCUCAUUUCUGAGUUCGUUCGAUAUCCCAACUUGCACGAUAGGCGACUGCCAUUCGACUCGCCUCGAGUGGCUCCCAAAAAUUUCCCUGUAUCGACCAAGGACCCGGACUUCUAUGAAGCUUUCUACAAGAAGCAAUGGAAGUACUUUGCCCCUGAGCUGUAUCCCGAAAUCCAGGCAGAAUUGCUCGACGAAUACGUGCUCCCGUUCGAAAGGCUGGAGCUCAAAGGAAAAGGCCAUGACGCGUGGGUGUAUCGAGCAACUGUCCACAAGAUGCACGAUAAGCUUACCCAAGGCUCUGGCUCAGCUACGAGAUAUACCCGUGAAGUGUUGGCAUUUGAGCAUGUUACGAAUUCCGGUAAUCGGGAUAUGGUCGGGCUUAUUGCUUGCCACAGCAGCUUCAAGUAUCGAGACACUUUCAACAUAAUCCUGGAGUAUGCAGAUCACGGCAGUCUACAGGACUUCUUCGAUGAAUUUUCAUCACCGACCUCUGGGGAGAUGAUGAUCGACUUCUGGGAAAGCAUGUUCGAUACUGCCAGAGCAAUGUACAGCAUCCACGAGCACUUCCUUGGCACAGACUCGAAUGGUAACCGUACGGAUGUUCAAGGAUUCAAGCAUGUGAUGGAAGGUGAACCAGAAGCCUCCGUAAAAGCUGCAUUUGGAACUCGAACCUACGGUGCACCGGAGUGCUAUGCAAUCUCCGAGCACACAAUGCACGCGAGAAACGACGUCAAGCGGAGCACAGAUGUAUGGUCCCUCGGCUGCAUUUACAGUGAAGCUGUGGUAUGGGCUGUGAAAGGUCCAAAGCAGCUAUCACAAUACAGACGGGAACGAGGACUGGAAAACUCGUACCUUAAGACUGACUUCCGAGACGGUGCUUGCUUUCACGACGGUCAGAGAGUGCUGAAAGCUGUUGGCAUUCAGCACGAUGAUCUUCGGCGGCAUUUCAUGGAUCGCGACUUUAUCACUGGCAAGGUUAUUGACAACUUGAUCAUAGAGAUGCUUGAUCAUCGCGCUGCUCGACGCCCGUCGGCAGAUCAGCUUGUUGGAAAAGCUGAGAAGCAGAUUGCACUUGCAAGGAUAAGCGGCGGAUCAACAUAUACCGACCACCACACAGUCCUGAACGAGGCCGGUAGAGUAUUUCAAAGUCCAGAUCAUUCACGGGCGAACACUGUCUAUCCGUAUCCUAAUGGUCUUGAUAUCGGGCCUAUGCUCCCAAGUAUUGCAGAUCUACAGGAAGUCGGGAAGGGACCAAGUCAUGGGCUCAAUAGUCAAACACUCCCCGUCAUCGCUGGACCUUCUACACAUCAUCCGCCACAACCGCCGCCUCCUCGACCACCACCUUUGAUCACCCCGGCAAAUCUUGCUCUCAAACAUGGCAGAGCCGUCGAAGCUAUAUUAGAAGAGGUCGGACAAGUCUUAACUAAACUUUCGACGACUACCUUCGCCGGUACCGCCGAAGUAUCGAGAGGAGCAUCCUAG